GUUGAAAUUAAGGGAGGAAUAAUUUUGUGUUGACUUUCCAAAAAUACCCUUGAUGUGAUGGGUAAAAGUAGGAUGUGAUGUGUAGAUUAUUAGGAAAAAGGUAUGAUGUGAUAGGUAGGGUUUGAAAAAGUAAGGGGUAAAAGUGGUUUUUUAAUAGAAAUGGGUAAAGGAUUGUGGGACGCAAUUUUUUUGAAACGUGUAAAUCUUUUUGGGACGGAGGGAGUAUGAUGGAAUAGUGUUACUCGUAUUAUAUUAAACGAGCCCUGCUCAAACUUGAUGAAGCAGACACCAGAGAGAUGUUAAAGUCCACUCUUCACCGCAUCUGAGUCCUUCUUCCUCCCUGUAUCUCUGCAACUUCUCCUUCUCUCUGCUUUCUUUCUCUCUCUAAACUCAGCUGUGAGUCACAUUCUGUUUAGCCAAACCCGAGAAGAAAGAAGAAGAAGAAGAAGAAAGGAGAGAUAUACAGUGCUAAUUAAAGAAGCUAGCUUUUAGUAGUAAUUGUUUUCUUCUUCUUCUUCUGGGUUUCCAAGAUUCAAUUUUUUUCAUCUCAGAUCUACAAGUUCACAUACCAUUUCUUGAUUUGUCCCCUCUGGGUUUCUUUUUUAAGGCUUGUUAAAUAUGAGUAAAGAAGAGUUCUUGAAGAUCCAGACUUGUGUACUAAAAGUUAAUAUCCACUGUGAUGGCUGCAAGCAUAAAGUGAAGAAGAUCUUGCAGAAGAUUGACGGGGUUUAUAAAAUCAGCAUUGAUUCGGAAUCCGGCAAGGUGACGGUCUCCGGCAAUGCCGACCCGGCCACGCUGAUCAAGAAGCUGACCAAACAUGGGAAGCAUGCUGAGAUGUGGGGUGCCCCCAAGAACAACAACAACAACCAGAACCAGCAGGCUAUGAACAAUCAGAUGAAGAAUUUGCAGAUUGACAGUGGCAAGGGUGGGAAUAACAGCAAAGGGCAAGGGCAGAAGGGUAAUAAUAAUAACAACAAUACUAGUAAUAAUGGAAAUCAGCAGCAGCAGCAGGGGGGUAAAAUGGGGAAUCCAAUGAUGAUGCCUAAUCUCCAGCAGCAGCAGCAGAUGCAGCUUCAACAGCUGCAGCAAUUGAAGGCUUUGCAAGAUAUGAAGAUGGGUGGCGGUGGCGGCGGCGGUGGCCAGUUUAAGGAUCUGAAACUCCCCAUGGGUAUGAAUCGGAUGGUGCCCGGCGGCGGCGGUGGGAAGGUUCCGCCGCCGAUUCCGAAGGGCGGGAAGCAGGCCCUUCUUGAGGAGGAUGAAUUUAGUGAUGAUGAGUACGAUGAUGAUGAUGAUGAUUUGGGCGAUGAGUUUGACGAUGAUGAUGAUGAUUUCGAGGAUGAUGAGAUGGAUGAAAUGCCUCCGCCCAAUAAGAUGAAGCCGGCUAUGGGCGGCGGCGGCGGUGGUCAGAUGCCUAAUAUGUUGAGUGCUCAGAUGCAGAACAUGUUGAAUGCUGCGCAUCACGGUGGCGGUCCGGGCGGUGGAGGAAAUGCCAAGAAGGGCGGAAACGGCGGAGCUGCCCAAAAUGUCCCUGUUCAGGUUAACAUGGGUGGUGGUAAGAAAGGGGGCGGAGGCGGGAACAACGGUGGCGGAAACCAAAAUCCCGGCCCCGGAUCUGCUCAAAAGGGUGGCAAAAACGGCGGAGGCAAGCCCCAAGAUGGAAAGAACAACGGCGGAGGCGGCCCGAACAAGGCCGGGCACGGCGGAGGCGGAGGUGGCGGUGGUGGUGGGAAUCACAAUAAUGGGAACGGCAACGGUGGCAAGAAAGGUGGUGGAGGGAUGAAUGAUGGGUUGCCUGGCAUGCCAAACGUGAUGUCAAUGAAUGCUGGUGGUGCUGGUGUGGGCCCAAGAGGGGGUAUGCCUAUGGGUCAAAUGGGUCAACAAAUGGGCCACCAAAUGGGCUUCAAUCUCCCCAUGGGUCAACUGCCUGCGGUCCAAGGCCUCCCCGCGCCACCGCCCAUUGGCGGCGGCGCUCCCGCCGCUGGCGGGAACUACUUCCAAGGCGGCGGGCACGAUAUCCCGAGCGGAAACCCCUACCAGCAGCAACAAUUGGCGGCGAUGAUGAUGAACCAGCAGCGGGCGAACGGGAACGAGAGGUUCCAGCCAAUGAUGUACGCCCGCCCGCCGCCCGCUGUCAACUACAUGCCGCCUUACCCUUACUACCCAUACCCUCCUCCGCCGAAUGACAACUACAGCACCGCCUUUAGUGAUGAGAACACCUCCAGUUGCAGCCUCAUGUAAGGAGUUUCCGGCGGCGGUCUCCGGCGAGCCGGCGGCCGGAGUGGUUAGUGUUAUAAAAACCCUUCACUCCAAAUGGUUCAAAAUUAUUAGCUUAAAGCUAGCUGUUUUAUGCCAUAUUAUACAAGAAAAUGAAUUUUCCAUUUCCUAUUUACUUACUAAUCUCUAGGGGUUCUUUUUUUAUAUAAUUAAUUUUUAUUUUUGCCCCAUUUGUUUUUUUUCUUCUCAAGUUUGUUUAAUUGCCCUUCAAAUCCUAAGGUUUGGUUUGAUUAGUGGCUUAAUGAUGGGGAGCAUCAAAUUUGAAUUGAUUUGAUAGGGCAUUAGUGAGUGGGACAUUUGG
This is a messenger RNA of Cuscuta campestris, 2575 nucleotides long. The record is from the annotation of a GenBank genome assembly. NCBI's taxonomy places the organism in Eukaryota, Viridiplantae, Streptophyta, Magnoliopsida, Solanales, Convolvulaceae.